CCACCCCCUUUCCGAUUAUAUGUAAAACGUCGGUGGUGAAGCAGCUAGCUAGAAGCUUGGCAAUAAUGACCGGAAGUGGUCCCGUCGGUCCCGAGCUUGGCAAUAGUCUUUGUGGUCAUUAUUCCACAGGCAGGACGCUUAUAAAUCAUGGCAAGCCUCUCAUGAUUUGUGUAUCAAGGGAAGAAGCAAUAAGUCUAGUUUCUGUCGCGCCUAUUAAUAUUUUAUUCAUACAUUUGAAAAGAUCGAGCUUGUUGGAAGUGGCUAGCACGAGUAUUAUGGCACCAACUUAUUCCUCUGUAGUGUUCUCAGUGAGGCGUCGGGAGCCAGUGUUAGUUGUGCCUUCGGAGCCAACACCUAAUGAAUUAAAGCAACUCUCAGACAUAGAUGAUCAGGAAGGCCUCCGUUUUCAGUUUCCUUUGAUAAUGUUUUACUCCAAUUACAAUCCAUCGAUAUUGAUGGUACAAAAAAUAGACGACCCCGCGAAGGUGAUUAGAGAAGCUCUGGCUAAAGCGCUGGUGUAUUACUACCCUUUUGCUGGUAGACUUAAAGAAGGACACAACCGGAAACUUAUGGUGGAUUGCACAGGAGAAGGGAUCUUAUUCGUUGAAGGUGACGCCGACGUCACACUCGCGCAGCUCGGUGACACAAUUCGACCACCAUGUCCGUAUAUUGAAGAGUUUUUGCAUGAUGUGCCUGGAUCCAACGCUAUCCUCGGAUGCCCUUUGCUACUCAUUCAGGUGACCCGUUUAAGAUGUGGGGGAUUCGUCUUUGCAGUCCGACUAAACCACACCAUCAGUGAUUCUCUUGGGUUGGUCCAGCUCCUAAGAGCCGUUGCAGAGAUGACAAGUGGUGCAUGUGCACCAUCGCAGCAACCCGUGUGGCAAAGAGAGAUCUUUAAUGCUCGAGAUCCACCACGGGUGACAUGCAUACAUCAUGAAUACGAGGAGGGAGAUAAGACCAUAGACAACAACAGCACAACACCGACGUUGCAGGAGGAGAUCAACAGCAUUAAUAUGGUCCACAAGUCUUUUUUUUUUGGCCCCAAAGAGAUGGGAUCAUUACGGAAGCAUCUUCCACCACACCUUUGGGCAAGCUCAUCCACCUUCGAAAUACUCAGCGCCUGUUUAUGGAGAUGCCGUACGAUUGCCCUUGCUUUCGACCCGAAUGAGGAUGUUCGUCUAUCCUGCAUGAUCAAUGCGCGUGGUAAACAAGGGCUGCAAGUGCCUAAUGGGUAUUACGGCAACGCAUUUGCCUUCCCAACUGCACUCACCAAGGCUGAAUUACUGUGCAAUAAUCCAUUAGGAUAUGCACUAGAGUUGGUGAAAAAGACGAAGUCCCAAAUGAGUGAGGAAUACAUAAGAUCAGUGACAGGUCUAAUGGUGACGAAAGGUCGUCCUCGUUAUAUAACAGCUGGAAACUAUCUUGUUGCUGAUACAACACGCGUUGGGUUUGAAGGAAUUGAUUUCGGGUGGGGAAAACCAGUCUAUGGGGGUCCUAGUGGCGCCAUACCAUAUGUUAGCUUCUAUGCAAGGUUCAAAAACAGCAAAGGUGAGGACGGGGUUGUGGUACCAAUAUGGUUGCCGCUGCCUGCAAUGGAGAGGUUUCAGCAAGAGUUGUUGAAGAUAACUCGGGAGCCAAGAAUAAUUACUUCAAUGCUCUAAAGAAUCAGCUGUACGAGUUGCGGAAACACUAAUCCAAAUAUAGAAAUUUGCUUUCGGGGACAGAACUUUCGAUGGCUAUCAUCUGGGAGGACAUCCUGCAUGUACGUUUAAUUUCUGGGAAAGAGGAAGAAAUAUAUGUUGUCUUUGAUACACCUCUUCAUAUAUAUUGUACUUUUUUGCA
This is a messenger RNA of Juglans regia (Persian walnut), 1842 nucleotides long. Its product is annotated as methanol O-anthraniloyltransferase-like. Lineage: Eukaryota; Viridiplantae; Streptophyta; Magnoliopsida; Fagales; Juglandaceae. The transcript has 3 exons. Gene Ontology annotation, molecular function: acyltransferase activity, transferring groups other than amino-acyl groups. The coding region runs from base 66 to 1661 and encodes 531 amino acids. The record is from RefSeq and is a predicted model, not a curated record.